CGGCGGCGGGGGUGGCUUGUUGGAGGCGGCCAUGGCAAAGCAAUACGACGCAGUGGCGUACCCCUUUUGUGAUGAGGUGACCAAAUAUGAGAAGCUCACUAAGAUCGGCCAAGGCACUUUUGGGGAGGUGUUUAAGGCAAAGCAUCGCCUGACCGGCCGAAAGGUAGCUCUGAAGAAAGUCCUGAUGGAGAACGAGAAGGAGGGGUUCCCCAUUACGGCCUUGCGGGAAAUCAAGAUCCUCCAGCUUCUAAAACACGAGAAUGUGGUCAACUUGAUUGAGAUCUGUCGAACCAAAGCUUCCCCCUAUAACCGCUGCAAAGGCAGCAUAUACCUGGUGUUCGACUUCUGCGAGCAUGACCUUGCUGGGCUGCUGAGCAACGUGUUAGUCAAGUUCACACUGUCUGAGAUCAAGAAGGUCAUGCAGAUGCUGCUCAAUGGCCUCUACUACAUCCAUAGGAACAAGAUCCUGCACAGGGACAUGAAGGCGGCUAACGUGCUCAUCACCCGAGAUGGGGUGCUGAAACUGGCAGACUUUGGGCUGGCCAGGGCCUUCAGUCUGGCCAAGAACAGCCAGCCCAACCGCUAUACCAACCGCGUGGUGACACUCUGGUACCGGCCCCCGGAGCUAUUGCUCGGGGAGCGCGACUACGGCCCCCCCAUUGACCUGUGGGGUGCUGGGUGCAUCAUGGCGGAGAUGUGGACCCGCAGCCCGAUCAUGCAGGGCAACACGGAGCAGCACCAGCUCGCCCUCAUCAGCCAGCUCUGUGGCUCCAUCACUCCUGAGGUGUGGCCAAAUGUGGACAAGUACGAGCUGUUUGAGAAACUGGAGCUAGUGAAGGGCCAGAAGCGGAAGGUGAAGGAUAGGCUGAAGGCCUAUGUGCGCGACCCCUACGCACUGGACCUCAUCGACAAGUUGCUGGUGCUGGACCCGGCGCAGCGCAUCGACAGCGACGAUGCCCUCAACCAUGACUUCUUCUGGUCUGACCCCAUGCCCUCGGACCUCAAGGGCAUGCUCUCCACCCACCUGACAUCCAUGUUCGAGUACCUGGCGCCACCACGCCGGAAGGGCAGCCAGAUCACCCAGCCUUCCACUAACCAGAGCCGCAAUCCCACCAAUACCAACCAGACGGAGUUCGAGCGUGUCUUCUGAGUGGCGGCGCUGCUGCCUUUCCUUAGGGCUCUGUCUUCUGCCCUGUGACUCGUGCUGUGGAGAUGAUGGGGCAUUUGAGUUUUUUCUCCAGUGCACAUUUUGUCUUACCCCAUCUGGGCACUGGGGAUGCCGUCCGAGUGGACUGGAGUAAAGCUUUGGCUCAAUGUCCAGGGGGCACUGAGGCUGCCUCCCUGGUCCCCGGGCUCUGGAGAAUGUCCAGCGCGUCUCCACGGACCUUAGGACAAGAAUGGGGUGGGGGAGAGGUGCACCCCACCAGUGACUGUCUGGGUUCCCAGCAUGAUGGGAGGAGGGACAGGUCCCUUCCCAUCCCUGGCUCUUCUCUUGGCCUAAGAAACUUGCAUGGGGGCCACCAGCUGGAAUAUGGGCUGCUCUUGGCCUGAGCCUCAGAGGCGCUGGGGCUGGCAAAAACCUGGUUUCUUCAGUAGGAGAGUUUUAUCAUGUUUGUUUUAUUCGGUGUUUAAAGACAUUCCUGGACACAGUUUGACCAGUUACAAUUAAAGUUGAUUUUUUUUUCCCUUUUUUUUCCCACUAA
Messenger RNA from Myotis davidii, 1703 nucleotides. RefSeq names its product cyclin-dependent kinase 9 (gene CDK9). Gene Ontology annotation, biological process: protein phosphorylation. Gene Ontology annotation, cellular component: nucleus. The transcript is spliced from 7 exons. The coding region runs from base 32 to 1150 and encodes 372 amino acids. The record is from RefSeq and is a predicted model, not a curated record. Lineage: Eukaryota; Metazoa; Chordata; Mammalia; Chiroptera; Vespertilionidae. Gene Ontology annotation, molecular function: ATP binding; cyclin-dependent protein serine/threonine kinase activity.